AUGUAUCUUCCACGGUCUCUGAUAUCCAAACUAUACACCCACCUCCAGAACACGCGACACCCGCUGUCCCCUCCCGUACUCGUUCUCGUCGCCCUCGAACCCGAUUCCCUAUGCGCAUGUCGGAUCCUGACUCGCCUGUUGAAGCACGACUAUAUCCCCCACAAGAUCCAGCCCGUCUCCGGAUAUGCCGACCUCGAACGCGCCGGCCGGGACUUGGUCCAACCCAUGAUGGAACCGCAAGGAGGGAGUGGAGGCGUUGUUGUGUGCCUCGGUCUCGGCGGCAUGGUUGAUCUUGGAAGCCUGCUGGGACUGGAACCCGAGGGAGAGGAGGUGACCUUUGGCGGCGUCGAGGUCUGGGUCAUGGACUCGCACCGUCCGUGGAACUUGGGCAACGUAUUUGGUGGCUUCCCACUGGAACCGGCCGUCGAGGAAGGUGCCUCGCUCCAGUCCAGGUGUCCGCCAGGCGUGAUGGCUGGUCGGAUUGAUCGCGCCUACAAGCCAGGCAAGGGGGGCAUCGUUGUGUUUGACGAUGGCGACAUUGAGGAUGACCUUGCCGCGGAAAAGGAAGCCUAUCUGGCAUUGCUUGAUAUGCCCGAAAUCGAUGACGACGGCGAGGACCUGGACGACUUGGACGACGAUGACGAUGAUGCCGAGGACGAGGAUCUUUUUGAAGAGCCAGCACACGCUGGCCAGAAGCGGAAAAGCUGGUCGGACCGAGACGAGGAGGACGAGUCCAGUGACACAGACGAUAGGCCGCACCAGCGGAGGAGAAGCAAUUCUUCUUCCUCGAUCCCCUCAUCUCCACGACGGCCAGUUCACAGAGGGCUCGUAUCUCUACGAGACGCAGGCAUGGUUCUCUCGAGCGAUCCCCUGGAACCUCCAUCAGCUGCUCAACCACCGCCCGCGCCAUCUGCCAGGGUCCUGCGGCGACGUCUUUUGCGCCUGCGGAGAGAAAAGGAGACCGUUCUCCGCAAAUACUACAAGAUCGGUGCUUCCUUCUCCGAGCCGAUAUCCUCCAUGAUGUACUCUCUCGCGUCGGAGCUCGGCCGGGACGACAACGACCUCUUGUGGCUCGCCAUCGUUGGUGUCACGUCUAUGGAGCUGUACGGAAGGUCAUCUGCAGGUAUCGCGGUGCCCGUCCGCAACUCGGACCGGGGACAAGGAAACGGGUGGAUGGGUGUCCGCGGCGCACGUAUCCGCCAGCUGCUGAGAGACGAGGUUCGACGCCUGAAUCCGCCCGAAGUCGUCCGCGGCCGUCCGUCUGCUGCUGAGAACUCUGGCAUCAUCCCCACAACGGCCCGCAGCCCUGAAGACACAAGCAUCAGGCUGUCGCCAGAGCCCAAGUUUCUCCUCAUCAGACACUGGAGUCUGUACGACAGCAUGCUGCACUCGCCGUACCUCUUUGCCCGGCUCAAGACGUGGAGCGACACGGGUCUGAAGAGGCUCCACAAGCUCCUGGCCAAGAUGGGCGUCAGUCUGGUUCAGUGCAAGCAGAGCUACACGCACAUGGACAUGAUGUUGAAGAGAGAGCUCCGGACAAAGCUGCUCAAAUAUGCUUCUCUUUACAACUUGGACGACAUGGUCCCUUCAGUCGACACGGACGGGAGAGACCGCGCUGGCGCAAAGGACGGCUGGGGCUUUGUCCGCAGCUGGGGCUGGCGGGCGACUCUGAGCGCACAAGACGUGGGCGUCGUUAUUGGUGCUCUGUUGGAGGUGGGCAAGCACAACGACGUCGCCGAGCUCACGCAAGCACCGAAAGACCAGUUUGAGGAUGUGGACGACGAGGAGGUUGUUGCUGCGCAAGGAGAGGAGUGGGUUGCGCGUUUCUGGGAAGCAUACGACGCUUUGGAAGACAUCGAUGCUCUCAAAGCAGGACUGCCAACUGCCCAGUUUCUCCACCGCGCAAUCUACCGCACCGGCACAUCACUCAUCAACAAGAAACAAAUCAAGCACCUCAGAGCGUUCCGCAUGUGCGUGGUCAAGGAAGGCCCCGACGUGCCCGUCUUUGGCCACCCGGCCGCGCUCACCAAGCUCGCUCUCUGGGUUGGCGAGGCCCUCAUCGAGCAGGAAAAGGAUACCACGGGUCGUCUCUCCCACGGUGGACGCGGCACGCCCCUCGUCGUCGCCAGCCUCAACGACAAGCGCGGCGUUUACCUCGUUGUCGGCACCGGCGGCGGCGGCGGCCCGGAUACCACUUUCCUCGAUCGCGAGGCUGCCAAGAAGCGGCAGGCGGCCAAGGGCGAGAAGGCCAACCAGCGGGAAGAGUCACGGCGUAACAAGCAAAAGAUCCGCGAGGAGAAGCGCGCGGCGCGUCGGGCGGCGGGAGAUGACGAUGCAGACUUUGACGAGCUCGAUACCGAGUCGGAGGCGUCUGACGGCUCGGACUCGGAGGACGAGGAAGAGGAGGAGGACGCCAAGGAGAAGGGCUACGGCCUCAACCGCUUCGGAUCGGCGUUCCAGGAGGUGGUGGCGGAGACCAAUGCCCGGGUACGGAUAGACAGCUUCGAGCACUGCGUAGUGGAGGUCAAGAAGGAGGAUCUGGGAGGGUUCCUGGAGAGUCUGAGCAUGAAGGCCGUUGUCGGGUAA
This is a messenger RNA of Colletotrichum abscissum, 2586 nucleotides long. RefSeq names its product CDC45-like protein. The record is from RefSeq and is a predicted model, not a curated record. Gene Ontology annotation, cellular component: DNA replication preinitiation complex. The transcript is spliced from 3 exons. Gene Ontology annotation, biological process: mitotic DNA replication preinitiation complex assembly; double-strand break repair via break-induced replication; DNA replication initiation. NCBI's taxonomy places the organism in Eukaryota, Fungi, Ascomycota, Sordariomycetes, Glomerellales, Glomerellaceae. The coding region runs from base 1 to 2586 and encodes 861 amino acids. Gene Ontology annotation, molecular function: chromatin binding; DNA replication origin binding; single-stranded DNA binding.